Molecule: messenger RNA, 1266 nt
Organism: Racocetra persica
Lineage: Eukaryota; Fungi; Glomeromycota; Glomeromycetes; Diversisporales; Gigasporaceae
Source: the annotation of a GenBank genome assembly
AUGGGUUUUCUAAAAUAUAUUACUUUUAUUUUCGUAUUAAAUUAUUUUUUCGUUUUGGUUACUUCGGCUGAGCCGAAUGCAAAAGAUCCGAAUGAUGAUAGAGAUAGAUAUAAUGUUAUUAUUAAAUCUAAAUCAGAUUGCGAUAAACACUAUAAAUGGUUAAAGGAUAAUUACAAUAAAACUGUUAUAAAGUCAAAACAAAGCAUUUUAUCGAUUAAAAAUAAAAACUCUGUAAAAGAUUUUUCUGUUGAUGGUUUUUACGGAUACACUGCCUGGUUUACUCAAGAAUUUGCCAGCAAAACAUUAAAGCAGAGAGAUGAGGUCACUGUUGUGGAAAAGGAUUUUACAAUGAAAAUUAAUUCCGUGGUUCCACGUAGAAUCGAGAACACCGUAAUCCAAAAUAUAAAUUUGGAUCGUUUAGAUAAAGGCAGUGCUUUAGAUGAAAAAUUUGAAUUUCCUGAUACGGCAGGUGAAGGCGUAAAUGUUUUUAUAGUGGACACUGGUAUAUUUAAGGACCACUCAGAUUUUGGAGGACGUGCUAAAUCUGGUGCCUUUUUUUGCACUAAUUGCGAAAAUGAUGAUGACAAAAAUGGUCAUGGAACUAAUGUUGCUGGAAUUGUGGCCGGUAAAACUUUUGGCGUCGCAAAGAAAUCUACAGUUAUUGCUGUAAGAGUUUUCAAUGCUACUGGUAGUGGUGUAAAUUCGGACAUUAUAAAUGGAUUAACGUUCGUUCUAGACACUCAUAAAAAAUCAAAAAACAAAAAUUCUGUAGUCAACAUGUCUCUUGGGGGCCCGAAAUCAGAUGUACUAAAUAAAGCAGUAAAAGCGCUCACAGAUGAAGGUGUUCAUGUAGUUGUGGCAGCAGGAAAUGAUGCUGAUGAUGCAUGCAAAUUUUCACCAUCAUCUGAACCAACUGUAAUAACUGUUGGUGCAGUAGAAGUUGACCCGACCGAUAAAAAAACGAGUAAAAUCGCUUUUUUUUCCAACUUUGGAAAAUGUACUGAUAUUUUUGCUCCAGGUCUUGGAGUUUUGUCAGCAGGUGUUUUUUCUAAAUUUGAUCUUAGUGUAGAAUCGGGAACCUCUCAAGCAACACCCCAUGUUGCUGGUACAAUUGCUCUUAUUAUUGCUAAAAGUGGUAAUCAAAGUCCAGCAAAGAUGGCCACUGCAUUGAAGGAUUUGUCAUUUAAAAAUGCAGUAGAUUUUGGUGGUAACAAAACUAAAGAAAAAGAUACUGCAAACAAUUUAGUACGCAUCCCUGCGCCAUAA